UUGUCUGGGGAUUUGUGUACUAGUUGCAAUGCUGUCAUUCCUGCUCAGUGUAACUCAGUCUCACCAUUUAUUUGUGCCUAAUACGAUAAAGUUGAAAAUAUGUUCAUCAGAAAUCUAUAGGUUAUGUCUUGACACACAUUUCUGGAUCCAUAACCAUUCUUCAAAGCACUUAUCCUACUGGAUGAAUUUAUGAAGACAGUUUAAACACCAAAGAAUUAUACAUGUAUAGUUAUGAUACAUCACUUUAUUGCAGAUCAUGAACUUUGUUUGAAAACUAUAAAGCGGCCUGGCUUUUACAGUGCCCUUUAUCCUUAUUUGAAUGCAUGUUUCUUCUUGAUGUCCUGAAAUUGGGUCCAUCAGGGCCCUCCACACAUCACUGUCCAGUCAACGCUUUCAACUGUUUUUGAACAUUAUAAUGUCGAUCUCAGCACAUGCCUGCGGGGCAGUGAAGCGAACAGGUGAGAGAGAAAGAGACUGUGUGUAUGAGUGUGGUGGAAAAAAAAAGUGUGUGUAUGAGUGCAUGCGUGUGUGUCAGUGGUUGGAGAGAAAGCGAGCCAGAGAGAGUUUGCUUACACUGUGCAUGCCAGGUUCAUAGCAGCCAGUUAGAGAGUUAAAUAGAGAGGGGUCACAAAAUCAUUACAUUUAUGUGAAAAGUCUUUUAUGUGAUUUACUGUGAAAAGUGGCUGUGUCUUUAUUGAUUCGGUCAAUUUUCCUAAACGUCAUUUGAUAAACUGUGCCGGGGACUGGCGAGUGCUUCAUCAGGGCUGACCGUUCGGAUCUUACGCAGAGCCGUGAAAUGCUGUACUGUACUUUCUCUCUAGGCUAGAAAUCGUGAAGCAUGGGUGACUGGAGCUUUCUUGGGCGGCUCUUGGAGAAUGCACAGGAACACUCAACUGUGAUCGGCAAAGUCUGGCUGACAGUACUCUUCAUUUUUAGGAUUCUGGUGUUGGGGGCAGCGGCCGAGGAGGUCUGGGGGGAUGAGCAGUCUGACUUCACCUGUAACACACAGCAGCCCGGCUGCGAGAACGUCUGUUACGACGAGGCCUUCCCCAUCUCCCACAUCCGCUUCUGGGUGCUCCAAAUCAUCUUUGUGUCCACGCCGACACUCAUCUACCUGGGCCAUGUACUGCACAUCGUUCGCAUGGAGGAAAAGAGGAAAGAACGCGAGGAGGAGCUUCGAAAGGCGAGCAGACUCCAGGAGGAGAAAGAACUCCUGUACAGAAACGGAGGUGGAGGGGAUUCGGGAGGACGGGGUGGGGGCGGUGGCGGAAAAAAGGAAAAACCGCCAAUCAGAGACGAGCAUGGGAAAAUCCGUAUCAGAGGUGCCUUGCUGCGCACCUAUGUGUUCAACAUAAUUUUCAAGACGCUGUUUGAAGUGGGCUUUAUUUUAGGUCAGUAUUUCCUCUAUGGUUUCCAGUUAAGGCCCUUGUAUAAGUGCGCGCGGUGGCCCUGCCCGAACACGGUGGACUGCUUCCUUUCCCGGCCCACAGAAAAAACCAUCUUCAUCAUAUUUAUGCUUGUGGUGGCUUGCGUGUCCCUUUUGCUGAAUUUGUUAGAAAUCUAUCACCUUGGAUGGAAGAAAGUCAAACAGGGUAUGACCAAUGAGUUUGCCCCUGACCAUGAGUUACUGCCCGAUUCGGAUGAAGCAGAGCCCGAGUCCGUGAUCACAUCUCCCAGAACUGCCCCACCCACCCUCAGCUACCCGCCACACUACACGGAGGUGGCGGUGGGUGGCAGUCCCUUCCUGCAGCCUGUGUCGGCACCCUCCACAGCAGAGUUCAAGAUGGACCCUCUGCACGAGGAGCUGGUGGAGUCCUCGCCUUUCUACAUCAGUAACAACAACCACAGGCUGGCCGCUGAGCAGAACUGGGCCAACCUGGCCACCGAGCAGCAGACUCGGGAGAUGAACGCCGCCUCCCAGUCGCCUUCCUCCUCCUCCUCUCGUUCCUCUGAUAAGGGGCGGAAAGCCAAAGAUGCUGCUCAACCCACCUGCACCCCCACCUCGACUGGUGACAGUUUGAGUGGUGGGGCAGAGGAGGGCCACGUCACCACUACAGUGGAGAUGCACGAGCCACCCAUCAUUUUCACUGAUGCUCGACGACUGAGCAGGGCUAGUAAAGCCAGCAGUGUAAGAGCAAGACCCAAUGAUCUGGCAGUGUAGUUGCCCUCUACCCCAACUCCAAAGCUCAGAUUUACUUACAUGCAAAAACACAACAAAUACAUUCUCACAAAAAGAGGAAAUGAGAGGCAGAUUGCUGGAACUUAAAAGUUAUCCUGAAGAUAAUUCCAUUCAUAAAUAUUUCUGAGCCGUGCAAUCAGUGAGUUGAGUCUGUGAGCAGUGUUAAAUGGUCUCCUGCAGAACUGCUCUGAAGGGGUUCAUUUUCAACUUUUCUGAAUUAAUUUGUGGUUAUGAAGUCAUUGAAUGGAGUGACAUACUUGAUGCAGUUCUGGUGUACAGGCAAAGUAAUUACGCACCUUCGCUCGGUUUUAAUACAGUCAGGUCAAGCAUACUAGAAAACAAAGUUCCGAUGGUCAUUAUGUCUACAUGUAUGUGAUUUGUUGAAAAAAUUGUACCUGGAAAUUAGUCAUGAAACAAUGACAAGGCCUUAAUGUUCUGGAGCAUAAUAUGUGUCAGGUUGUACAUUGCUCGGGAGAAAAGUUUAAAAAUCAGCACAAAUUCAGCACUUUCUCUUUGCUGUUGCAGAUUGUCCUUUAUUUAGUUUUGUUUUUUGUGCCAUCAAUUCCAUUUAGUAAUAAUUGUAUCCAAGUUUUAUUCAUAAAAUUUUGUAAAUAAACAAAAUAACACAAAUCAAUUUGAUGGAAUUUUGUUAUGAAAUUGAAAAGUGUAAAUCUUAAAAAUAGGCCAAAAUGUUUUUUGUUUUGUUUUUUUAUGAUAUGGGCUGCUAAAUUAUUGAAAAUUGAGUCCACACCUUAGGUGUGCAAGAAAGGUAAAAUAAUUUAACGGUCCAUCACCAGUUGUUCCUUACAUGUAUUAGCACUGACUAGACACAGGUUCAUUAAGCUUAAAGCUUUAGGCACAACUCAGUGAUUCACAUUUUCAGAAACUGGUUCCAUCUACUUAUUAUUAGCUAGUCAUGGCAUUGAUGGAGGAAGAAAAUUGAGGAUUAAGGAACAAUUAUGGACUACAGCAAGAAUAUUAAGAGGAAAAGUAAAUACUUGAAUGCCCUCUAAGUUAAAAUCACUCAACACAGAAAUGAUAAAAUAUUAUGAAUGAUAGAAUUAGAAAUGAGAUAUAAAAAUGAUUCAUGAGAUAUAAAAUGAUAAAUGAGAUAUAAAAAUGAUUCACCAUAGUUGAAGGAACUAGUUCAAGUUGAUAAAUUCCUAAAUGCCGAUCUUUUACUGUUCUCUGUUCAGUUAUUCCAGAAUCUGUCUCAUCGUUUCCUCACUCUAGAGAAAAUCUAAAUGUUGGGGGAAGAACCCACAGUAAAAAGCACAUUGCAAACCUCUAUGCUUCACUAUAAAUAUAUUAUACAAACAGAGGAUCAGGUUAACCGUACAUUUGAAAUGAAAAUAUUACAAACAAUGUCAAAUUUGGAGGCAAAUGACAGUGAAACAUUUAGAUAACUGAGUUUUAAUUAAUAUAUUUUGUGUAUUCCCUGGACCAUGUUUCUUUUUUCCCCAUUUCCAUUCUUUAUUUUUUAUUAUUUUCAAUCCCAUGAUCUGAAGUUCACCUCUUGCUCCUGUAUUACAUUUGAGAGUUUUGAUUUACAUCCAUGUCCAGUAUUUGCCAUCAGAAAAACAUGAUCAAUUUUUGAUGUUAAUCUGAUGUGGGGUGGGAAGGGGGGGGGGGGGAGGAGUGGUACUAACUCUCAUUCAUGUGACAUUUGAAAUCCUUAUUGCUUUUAUUUUUAAAAGUUUGUACAAAAAUUAAGGAAUUGGUUGAGAAUGAGUACAAAAACAUUUAUCGGAACAUUGCUUUUCUGUAGUCAGUUCAUUGAAAGUAGUUAUUUAAAAAUGGACAUACAGAGAUGCUGAUAGGAAGUUCCACAUUUCUCUUUUUUUGUCCAGUUUCAGGUUACUGUGAGGCCCUCAUUUUCACUGACUACUACUGCUGUUAUAAGCUAGGACAUGCACAGCCUUUGUCAUAGUAUUAGUAAAGACAGGCCAUCCAUAAAAACCAUAAAAAUAAACUCCUUUCCUUUGGGACCCUUUGAAACUAAAUGUACUUUUCUUUUAUUGUUAGGUGCAUGUUUUGCAAUCCAAUUAAAGAGACAGUUGAAGGCUGCCCUAAAUUAGAACCAUUGCCUCAUCAUACAGAGACUGUGCAGGUUUUGGCUCGUGACGGUAAUAAUUUCGCUUUAAUCAGAUCACACUAUUUACAGAUGUAUUUUAUUUAUUUUCUGUUGUUUUAAUGUAUCCAAAACAAAAGUGUGUUAUUUCGUCAUUUUUGGUUCUUAAAGUUUACAUUUUAGUAAAUAGUUGAAGAUUUGCACAUUUAGGCAAAAUACACUGUUCAAUAAUUCUUACAUUGAUAGAAAGGAGGAAAUAUAUUUUGAUCCUUAAAGGAAAAUGUCUUAAUGGUAAAACUUGUUGUGUUAAUGGCAGUAUUAUUCCACUUAAAUAACAUCAAAUGUAAUUCAUAAAAACAGCACUUGUAGAGUAUAAGAAAUAUACACGUUUCCCAUGUUUUAUUUUAGGACUGUUGUGGUGGCCUGAAAGGACCGCAGGAAAUUUGAACUUUAUGGAUUGUAACAUUUAAUUAAUUCUGAAUUUUAAUUGGCCAGCCAGCUCUUUCCUAUCUCAAUCCGUUUGUAGUGUACUUAGUUGCAGCCCAUUAUUCUCAGAUAACACUCAUUUCUUGAACUUCUUGAACUGAUUAUCUCAAGCAGAGCUGAUUAUUCUGACCAAUCAGGGAAAUGAACCACCUACAUAUGCUCAGAACAGCAGCCUGUUUAAAUGCUGUCUCAAGAGAAGUGCCUUGUGUAUUAAAUUUUAUAAGAACAAGUUGAUGUAAAUGUUCAUUUACCUCAAAUGUUUACAAAGCUGUUACUAAAUAAACUUUUUGUA
Molecule: messenger RNA, 5028 nt
Organism: Myxocyprinus asiaticus (Chinese sucker)
Lineage: Eukaryota; Metazoa; Chordata; Actinopteri; Cypriniformes; Catostomidae
Product: gap junction alpha-3 protein-like
Exons: 2
Coding region: 839-2161 (440 amino acids)
Biological process (GO): cell communication
Cellular component (GO): connexin complex
Source: RefSeq, a predicted model, not a curated record